Molecule: messenger RNA, 1010 nt
Organism: Dermacentor silvarum
Lineage: Eukaryota; Metazoa; Arthropoda; Arachnida; Ixodida; Ixodidae
Exons: 9
Coding region: 503-988 (161 amino acids)
Source: RefSeq, a predicted model, not a curated record
UCAUCAUCAUCUGUGGCAAGAGGCGGCUUGUUCGUAUCGUAGCAGGCGCUGUAUCUGCACUGUUUCAGCAGAACCGUAAAUAGAUGAUCGUUGCUGAGUAAGAAAAAGAUGGAGAGAUUCCAAAAGAUGGACAGUAGUUCCCAACCACCAGCUGAGGCCGCUUCACGAGUGGAGCAAGAGAAACAGGUGAGAGCCUGGCUUCGCAAAAUGCUCAAGAAAGACGUCACCCGCAGAAUGAACGAAAAAGCGUUCAUCGCUUUGCGCAAGCUUAUGACUCUUCAAGAAGCUGCAGAAGCGGACGCACUUCACCAAAUUGAAGUUUUGAAAGCAAGGUCCAAGUUUUUCAACGAGAAAGCUGAAAACAUAGAAGCUGGUCUCCGAGCUGGAAAACUGGCACCGGACCAAUUGCCCGAAGAAGUACGCAGCAAAAUAAAGCAUAUGGCCCACCUAGCAACCCUUCUGGACUGUCAUGAUAUGGAUUUUGAAAGCGCUAUAGAAAAGUAUGAAGGACUUUGCCAGCAACGUGAAGGAACUGCGGGUCAAGCAAUCCAAGCUGCAAGCCGAUGUUGAAAAUCUCAAACAGCUCACCCAUACGAUGGAGCAGCACUUGUUAGAUGUGGCCAACAAAGACUUGCAUACAACAGCAGCGGAUGAGAAUAGGAAACUUGAAAAGUGGCAAAGACACGAGAUGAGGUACAGGUCAAGAGUGACCCAGCUAAAGGAACAUCCAGACUACAGCAAAAAAUUGGAAGAGCUAACCAACAUGUUUUCCAUCUCCAAGAAACUCCACGGACUUGAGCUACAGUUAAAGGACGUUGAAAACGAGCUGCCCACACUUGACCUGCCAGCGGAUGAGGACGCCAUCAAGAUUGCACUUGAUUCUGUGACAAAGCGUUGUGAACAAUUGGAAGAGGCCUUUUCAAAGAACUUAGCAAAACAGCGAGCUGAACAGUCAGAAGAAAAUGCAGCAGCGUCAUCAUCAAAAUAAUAAAAGCAUCUGUCUUCUACAA